Messenger RNA from Lachancea sp. 'fantastica', 1533 nucleotides. The record is from the annotation of a GenBank genome assembly. Lineage: Eukaryota; Fungi; Ascomycota; Saccharomycetes; Saccharomycetales; Saccharomycetaceae.
AUGGAGGCUACUAACCUUCAAAUCUACUGGCAUGAGUCUCAGCCCAUCUACAGUCUUUCCUUCCAGUCGAAAGCUUUCCAAAAAGACCAAAUUACGAGAUUAGUUACAGCUGGUGGUGACAACAAGAUUCGCGUAUGGCAAUUGAACUUUAAUGGUCAAGACAGAAGCAAGGUGGAUACCAUUGAUUUCCUUUCAUCACUCAAUCAACACGAACAGGCGGUGAACGUUGUAAGGUUCGAUCCCUCACAGGAAAGCAUAGCAUCAGCGGGCGACGAUGGACAAGUUCUGCUUUGGAAGAAAAACGAGAGCAUAUCCAAAGACUUCGGAGUGGACGACGAAGAAUUUGCCGAUUUCAAAGAGUCCUGGUACGUGUGGAAACGUCUACGAUCGUCAACCGCAGCAGGAUCCUCCGAGAUCUACGAUUUGUCCUGGAGUCCAGACGGCAAGUUCAUUGUCACGGGUUCGAUGGAUAAUAGCAUCAGAGUAUUCGAUGUAGCGGGUGAAUCGUGCGUGGCAAUCGCCUCAGAUCACAACCACUACGUACAGGGUGUCGUGUGGGACCCGCAGAACGAGUUCAUCUUUUCACAGUCCGCAGAUCGUUCAGUGCAUGUACACCGCAUAAUUUACGAUGCCAGUAAAACUGUCGCUGACUUGAAACUAACAAACCGCAUCAUCAGAGGUGAAUUGCCAUGUCGCAAAGCUGCUAAUGAUACCGAAUUAGACUAUAGCAAGAUCAAAUCUUCUUACCUUUUCCACAACGAAACCCUGCCGUCAUUUUUCCGCCGGCUUGGUAUGUCACCAUGUGGAAAUCUUCUUUGCAUACCUGCUGGUAUUUUCAAAAACUGCGACAGUGCAUCAGAGAGUAGCAAUGGCAACGACGAGCUUGCAAAUGCGGUUUAUAUUUUUACGCGACCAUAUUUGAAGAGCAGCAGCAACAGGCCUUUAUUGGUUUUACCAUUUUUCAAAAAACCUGCAUUGGUGGUUUCGUUUUGUCCACAACUGUAUCAGUUGUCCGCCGGUGCAAAACCUUAUAUACAACUACCAUACAAGCUGGUUUUUGCGGUAGCGACCUCUGACGAGAUUUUCAUUUACGAUACAGAGAUUGUGGAGCCCAUUUGCAUCAUAGGAAACUUGCAUUACACGCCAAUCACCGAUAUAGCAUGGCAACUGGACGGGUCAAUGCUCAUGGUUUCUUCAACGGACGGCUUUUGCUCUUAUAUUUCGAUUCCAGACGCAACACUGGGGGCGUUUUAUACUGAGACGGUUGUUGAACCACCUCUAUCUCAACCCACUGAAACUGAAACCAAAGUUCCUGAACAGGUGCCCUUGGUAGUCAACACACUGCAAGUAAGACGAAAAGAGAAGCCCACCGCUGAAAAGAAGGGGAUUUCAUCAGAUGCAUCGAUCAUGGCCGAACCCAUCGAGGACGCCGCCGCGGUCACAAAAAGCGAGCCUCAGACACAGAACGACGUGAAAUCAGUCCCACGAAGGGUACAGCCUACCUUGGUAUUUCAAAAUAGCAAGAAAAAAUAG